Pseudoliparis swirei is the source of this 1964-nucleotide messenger RNA. Its product is annotated as claudin-4-like. The transcript has a single exon. The coding region runs from base 87 to 716 and encodes 209 amino acids. The record is from RefSeq and is a predicted model, not a curated record. Gene Ontology annotation, biological process: bicellular tight junction assembly; cell adhesion. Gene Ontology annotation, cellular component: plasma membrane; bicellular tight junction. Gene Ontology annotation, molecular function: structural molecule activity. NCBI's taxonomy places the organism in Eukaryota, Metazoa, Chordata, Actinopteri, Perciformes, Liparidae.
CUUAACAAAGCACCCCAACCCCAACGCCUGCAGCCGCUGGUUCGGCCCGCAGAGAAGGGGAGGAGGAUCAGGGCAGGCCGGGAGCCAUGCAGCGGCAGCUGGAGCUCGCUGCCCUCGGUGUGGCCCUCGCCGGGUGGCUGUGCGCCAUCCUGACGCGCUGCCUGGCCCUGUGGACGGUGAGCGGCACCGUGGACAACGUCACGGCCACCCUGCCGGCCUACUGGGACGGGGUGUGGCUGGAAUGGGAUCACUGGGAUCUGUCCCACGACGGCAGCUUACACUGCUCGUUUUACCAGUCCCUCAUGUCUCUCUCCGGGAACUUUCGGACGUGGCGGGCCCUCGUCAUGGCCGCCAUUGGGGCCGGGGGUUUCGCCACGGCGAUCGGAGCCACGGGGGUCGUGUGGUUCCCCGCGCGUGGCCAAUUCAAAGUGUUUUCUGGCGCCCUCUUCGUCCUGUCCGGGCUCCUGCUGCUGGUUCCCACCGCCUGGACGUGCCACCACACCGGGCAGCCGCUGGAGGGCGCCGUGCUGCUGCGGAGGGACUGGGGCCCGGCGCUGUACCUCGGGUGGAUCUCCUUAGUCCUGAUGGUGGCCGGGGGAGCGGUUCUCACCACCAGAUGCCACAUCGCGGAGAGGCCGGCAGAGCGGCCGGGGCUGGGGGGGCAGGAGGUCCAGUCACCCACUCAGCCGGAUCAGCAGGACUGUGUUCACAAAUAGCCAGUAUGAGCGCAGAUGCGAACCCAUCUGAGGGAGGAGGGUGUGUGUGAGUGAUGUGACUGGGCAAUCCACAUGAUGGAUGAAUAUGUGUGUAUUUAUUUCAUGAUGCACUGGUUUAACUGAGCUUGGGAGGUGAAGCAAUAGCACUGUAUGACACUCCUGUGGUACGAUUGGUACUAUUAGUACAUUAAGACACUACAGCCCUCUGAUACGUUUACUUUAUUAAUAAUUAUGAUUGUUACAAUGUUUUAAUAACGAAAACAAAUGUUGAUACUUAAAAUCGAUUUAAUGAUAGUCUGAAAACGCAAUGGAAACAGUCAUAUAAUGCAAACAUAUAGGGGAUGCGCACGAGUGAAAUGAGGACAGAUGUUGACGAGGAUCAAUGAUUAUUUCACCUUUAGGAGGAGUGAAAGAUUCAUGACCUCUCAUGUAAAGUGACUUGACCGUCUGCCUUGGAUUUGGAGGUCAGACGUUAAACCCACCCGUUGAUGGUGUUAGUGAAAUACAUUUUCCUUUUUCUCACUUGAACAACUCACUGCCGUCAAAAAUGGGUGAUUAUAGAUUGAAUGAGACUGAAUGAGACAUGCAUACAAUUAGUUAUUCAAAAGAAAAUGUACGCCUGCAAUAAUUGCUCAAAUUAUAUGAAUAACUGCUUUUAUUCUUGUUGUGAAAUGUCUUUAGCUUUGAUUAUGAAACAACAUUUCGACAUUGAUUUUUGUUGUUGUCUAAAAUAUAUUCUUAAAUAUAAAAGAUUUGUGAAAAAUCAAAGUGUGAUAAUUCUCCUGCAACACCACACAAAAAUAAGUGGAUUCAGCACUGAAUAUUAAAAGACGAAGAUUAAUGUCAGCAACUGUUCUUUAACAGAAGAUGACACUUGAUAUACACAUCUUUAAUUUGUUUUACUUCAAAUUUCUAACUUUGAAUUUUGAGAUACAUAUUUUAAAAUGAAAAAAACAACAGAUUGUCUUUGCCUCCAGUCGUCAGCACAACCCGAUUCCUUGUCAUUGUGACAUACUGCAACCUUGUGGACAUUUGCCUUCAUGGCUAACCAUCGGCCAUCUUUAGCCGAUGACACCGGUGACAGAAAACAACCUGAGAAGUACGGAAACGUAUCUCUGCGGUUGGUGUCAUCAUCACAUCUGAUAAUAAUGUACCCAGUUGGCCUGCACAGACUCCUUGUGCAGCUUGUCUCUUUCUAAUUCUUUAGUUUACGUCGUUCCUUCUUGUGGGUUAAAGCCAUACAUAAAC